Messenger RNA from Linnemannia hyalina, 1614 nucleotides. NCBI's taxonomy places the organism in Eukaryota, Fungi, Mortierellomycota, Mortierellomycetes, Mortierellales, Mortierellaceae. The record is from the annotation of a GenBank genome assembly.
AUGUCACUCUCCCCACCUCCCCGCAAACAGUCCAUGUCAUCCCCUCAACGGUCUCCCUCGGCAAGAUACCACCCAAAGAUCAACACAAACGCUCUCUCCGCCGCAUACCCCUUUAUCAAAGAAGACGACCAGGACGUCGAGAAGGACCUCGCCGACUUCUUUGCCUCCACCUCCCUUGCCACACCCAAUUCCUCCUCCUUAACUUCCCCAACCACUGACAGAAACCAUUACACCCGCCCCUCUAGCAUCGCCACAGUCUACAGUCCCAUCGAUCCCUCCGACGCAUCCUGGUCCUCAAAAACUUCCCCACAGCCUUGUCCACUCGGCCACCACCACCAUCUUCACCAUCACGAGCUCGAUAAUACCCAGCAUGGAGGACACGACCAGGACAUGGCCUUGGCAGGGCCCAUGCUCCCCUCGUGCUCGUACUGCUCCAGCGCGCGAAGCAACAGCAUUUCGAACAUCAUGGAAGAGACCCACAACCAGCUACGCGAACGGGAUAGCGCCUACCAGUGCCUUGAGGGCCAGCGCCGGGAUGCCCUGCAAAAUCUCGUCCCAAGCGAGGUUCGCCAUCGGUUGACGUUCCAUAUGGAUGAGUGCUGGUUCGUCCACUUUUCGCCGUCGGGGCAAUACCUCGCCUCAGUUGGUCUGGAUCAAGUUGUUAUCAUCUGGCAGGACCUCAUGACUCCAGAGCCAAGCAUCUUCAGGACCAUCAACUUCAAACGUUCAAUCAGUCAUGUCAGCUGGUCCCCCGACAGCAAGUAUUUGCUACUCAACCUCGGAUAUGAUGGUUGGCAUAAAGAUUUCAUCUACGAGCUGCAGGUCGUUGAGAUCGAGUCAGGCGAGUUCCUCUUCACCAGACCCUCCCAAGACAGCACCGGCACCACCAUAGUUUCGGAUGUUGCCUGGUUCCCUGACAGUAAGCGCUUUCUUUACACUGACGACAGAGGCAAAGUCACCAUUUAUAACCUCAAGGGCGAUAUCACCCAGGAGUACACGGUCGAAAAGGAUCAGGCGGGCAAGUUUGUUAGGAACAUUCCUGGAACGAACGACUUUGCUGUCCUGACUUCGAGCCUGACCCUCGACAUUCACUCAUUUGGAGAGACCCACACGAUAAGGAGCCUUGGUGCCCAACCCCAACGAACGACAACCGUGAAUGUGUCACAUCAAGGCCGUUAUGCAGCCGUUACAGUGCGGAACGACAAGGAAAUCCAUCGCCCACCACAUAUAGCAUUAUACGAUCUCAAGACGAUGACCUACAUCCGUGCGUUCGAAGCCGAGACGUUGGAGAAUGAUGCCUUCAUAAUCGUACCCACGUUUAUUGGCCCCAACGAAGAGAUUCUGUGCUCAGGCUCAGAGAACGGCAAGCUGCAUCUGUGGGAUGUCGAGACGGGCGACUUGAUCAGUAUCCUGGAUGAGCACUCCAAACAUACUGGAUGCAUGGCCAGUAACAUUGUCCACCCUGGGAUAAUGGCCUCCUGCAGCGAUGACAAUCAUGUCAUUGUUUGGUUCACAAAGGAACUCCAGAGCCAGUUACAAGAGUCGGACGAAAAGUGGAUGGAAAAGGGUCGUAAGUUGGCCCGUCCUGCCAUUGACAUCAAAAACGGAUGGUGA